Messenger RNA from Orussus abietinus, 6947 nucleotides. RefSeq names its product disintegrin and metalloproteinase domain-containing protein 10 (gene kuz). Gene Ontology annotation, molecular function: metalloendopeptidase activity. Gene Ontology annotation, biological process: membrane protein ectodomain proteolysis; Notch signaling pathway. NCBI's taxonomy places the organism in Eukaryota, Metazoa, Arthropoda, Insecta, Hymenoptera, Orussidae. Bases 395 to 3094 code for a protein of 899 amino acids. The record is from RefSeq and is a predicted model, not a curated record. Gene Ontology annotation, cellular component: plasma membrane. The transcript has 15 exons.
AGAGCCUUGGCAAAGGCCGGAGGUCCGGGGCGCGAGUGUCGGUCGCGUCAGUCACAGUGGGGUGUCCGAUGUCGCGCUUGGUGAUGCGUCCGGUGAAGGCCGCGCUCGGUGCGCGUCGCUGCUCGGCCUCGGCGCGUUGAGAGUGGCGGGAGGCGCGCGCAGGGCAACCUCGGGAACCUCGGUCACGAGCGACGGGCCCGCGAUGGCGUAGCUCGAACGGACGCUCCUCGAGUGCAGCCCGCGUCCCACCUAGACCCGUCGCGUUCGCGGCCCUCGGCGGCUCGGAGGGACGGAGACGGCGAGCCCGCGCCAGGGCCGAGAGGGAGCGAGAGGAGACGACGGUGGAGGUGUCGCCCCGCGUUUCGUGCCGACGGCUCGGAGCUCAAGCGAGAAUAUGGUGACGAUGCUCAGUGAUACGUGCGGAUACGUGCUCUUCCUCCUGCUGCUCGUGCUGGUCCCCUACAUCGAGAGUGCUCGGCGACUGAACGAGUACAUUCGCCACUACGAGACCUUGUCCUACCCCACGGAGCAGGUGCAUCGAGGCCAUCUCCGGGCGAGGAGGUCCCUCUCGCGCGACAACGCCGUCACGGUCAAAUUUCGCUCUCACGGCCGGGACUUCCACCUGCGGCUCAAGAGGGACCUCAACACCUUCGGCAGCAACUUAAUCGUGGAGGGACCCUCCGGGAAGAUCGAGGGCCUGGACACCUCCCACGUCUACCAGGGCCACUUGCUCGGUGAGCCCAGCAGCCACGUAUUCGGCAGCAUAAGCGACGGAGUCUUCCACGGGAAAAUCGUCUCGCCACGUGGAGGCGCCUGGUACGUGGAGAGGGCGCACUACUACUUUCCACCUCACGAGGUCAACGAGACUCUGCAUUCCGUCAUCUACCACGAGAACGACGUCGGCGACCCCUACUCCAGCGUCCGACAAGGAGACUCGAGCGGAUGCGGAAUCACGGACGAGGUGGUCCAAUGGAUGGACAGGAUCCAGAAUUCCGCGGAAGCGGAGUCGCCGGUGCCUCCUGGGAAACCUCGGGAAGGAGGAAAGCCAAAAGUCGAGCCCUGGAACGGAGACCCGGAGAGUCCUGGUCACAAGUACACGAGAGAGGCCAACGAGCCUGUACACCGCAGGUCCCGAAGAGCCACCAGGCCGAAGGAGGACAACAAGAACACGUGUUCUCUCUUCAUCCAAACGGAUCCCCUGAUCUGGAGGCACAUCUCCAAGCAGCUGCAUCAAGACGCGGAAAGGACGAGGGAGGAGAUUCUAUCGCUGAUCGCGCACCACGUCACUGCCGUCAACUACAUCUACAGGGAUACAAGAUUCGACGGUAGAAUCGAGCACAGGAACAUCAAGUUCGAGGUCCAGAGGAUAAAGAUCGACGAUGACACGGCUUGCACUCAACCGCAAACCUAUGGCGGGGACCCGAAUCCAUUUUGCAUGGAAAACAUCGAUGUCAGCAACUUCUUGAACCUGCACUCGCUGGGCAACCACGAGGACUUUUGCCUCGCCUAUGUCUUUACCUACAGAGACUUCACCGGAGGAACUCUAGGCCUCGCUUGGGUGGCUUCUGCUUCCGGGGCAUCCGGAGGCAUUUGCGAAAAAUACAAGACCUACACCGAGACCAUAGCCGGGAUGUAUCAAUCCACUAAAAGGUCCCUCAACACGGGAAUCAUCACCUUUGUCAAUUACAACAGUCGAGUACCUCCCAAAGUGUCGCAACUGACUCUGGCCCACGAGAUCGGUCACAAUUUCGGGUCGCCGCACGACUUCCCACCGGAAUGCAGACCGGGCGGUUUGCACGGAAAUUACAUAAUGUUCGCAUCAGCUACCAGUGGCGAUAGACCCAAUAAUAGCAAAUUUUCAAAGUGCAGCAUCGGCAACAUCAGCAAUGUCCUAGACGCGAUAGAAGAUAACAAGAAGAGGAAUUGUUUCACGGCGUCCGCUGAUGCAUUUUGCGGGAACAAAAUCGUCGAGGCAGGAGAGGAGUGCGACUGUGGAUACGACGAUGACGAGUGCGUGGACAAAUGUUGCUAUCCCCUGCAAGUGUCCGAACUGGACAAAAUCAGAAACGAUACUGCCAAAGGCUGCCAUAGAAAAAAUGGGACUCAGUGCAGCCCGAGUCAAGGGCCUUGCUGUUCGAGCGAAACCUGCCAAUUUGUUCCACUAUCGCAUAACGUCCAAUGCAAAGCUGAGUCCGAUUGUAGCUACAAUUCAACGUGUAACGGCAGAUCUUCCGAAUGUCCUGCCCCACUGCCUAGAGCGAAUAAGACUAGAUGUAACGAGGGAACUCAGCUUUGCAUUAACGGCGAGUGCACAGGAUCCAUUUGUCUUGAGUGGAACUUAACGGAGUGUCUUCUGACUAGCAGUAUAAUACCGAAUAUCGACAAGCGUAAGCUUUGCGAAUUGGCAUGCCAAAAUGGUACCGACACGUCUACUUGUCGCAGCACUAGUGAAUUUGCCAGUGCCGUCGGGCUACCGGAAGGUGGAAUCAGUCUCAGACCGGGCUCUCCUUGUGACAAUUUUCAGGGAUAUUGCGACGUGUUCCUUAAAUGUAGAGCGGUCGACGCCGAAGGGCCUCUUGCCAGGUUGAAGAAUCUCCUCUUCAAUAAGGCAACUCUGCAGACGGUCGCCCAGUGGGUCACGGAGUUCUGGUGGGCGGUUCUACUGAUGGGCAUAGCCUUUAUCAUUUUCAUGGGCUUGUUUAUCAAGUGCUGCGCCGUGCACACACCUUCUAGCAAUCCUAAGAAGCCUCCCGCCAGACGAAUCAGUGACACCUUAAGGAGGCCGAUGAAUACCCUUAGAAGAAUGCGGCAUCCCCACGGAGUCCCUGGUCCUGGCCCAAGAAGUAUACCACCGAGACAAGGACAAGGAGCUCACGGUUCCCGAGGACCAUCUCACGGAUACGGAGAAGGCAGAGGUGCUCAGUAUUAUCCUAAAGGCUACCGCUCGGUUCCCACAGCUAGUGCGCCACCCGGCAGCUCCUCAGCCAACUACGGUAGGUCCAACCAUCCCGAACUGUACGCCGGGGCCUAUUCGGGCUCCGGGGGAGCCGGCAGGAGUGCAGCCUACGAGAUGAGACACCACGACAAGGUGUGACCAUCCUAGAAGAGCACCCUCGGGGAUGAGCGAGCUCGGUGCGCCCUGCAUCGCCCCGAACAUCGCCCACCACCAGCGAGGACGGGUCCUCCCGUGAACGCCGAAUACGUUCCUCCUGACUCGCAAGGCGGACGAGAACGGUCCUGAGGAAACCUCGAGGUCGACGUCCUCGGGAUGGGGUCGCUCGACGGAACCCUUUUCGAGUCCACCCUAAGCGAGAACUUCGUCUCGGAUUCCCUAGGAACGGCCGAAGGAGAGGAAGGAGUGGACGAUGGUACUCGAGGCUUGGGAUUUCGUGGGACGAAUUCGAAGCUAGGGACUCGAGACCUCUCCCUCCGUGGGCGCGAGUUUGCCGUAACAAAGAUGAUUUCGGAAUUGCGAGUCCGUAUUGGGAAAUGAUCUCGGACUCGGCCGCGUAAGGAAACCUCGGGAGUGUGAUGGACGUCCUGUCGGAUGUUUUUUUUUUUUUUUUCUCUAAUUGUCCCGAGAAUCGCGGAGCCGAGCCGAAGAGCCCAGCGAAGCUUCGAGUCUGCCGUAACGGAGUAUCUUUCGAACGAGCGACGUCUUUCGGAUUGUUUCUCUUUUCUUUUUUUUUUUUUAUUACGAAGGGAACGACCGUUGUAGAACGUUACGUUGGACCUGACGUUCGCGUAGAAUGCCGGGAGAAGUACGGGAGGAAGAUGAGAGUCAAGGGAAUCUUAAUAUUUGGAACCCUCGCGGUUGCUUUUUUUCGUGACGUGCGAUAACAGCCAAAUCGCCCGUCGCCAAACUACGCGACCGGAGCUGGAACGAAUUUAGUUAAAUGAUUUUAUCCUCUUUUGCGACGUACGAGAGAUCUUGUCGAGGAAUCAAUAAAACGGGAUCAAUCCGUAUGGCAGACUCGAUUCCGCGCCGUACCUUUUCAAGGAACUAGCGUUCAGCAUUACCAAACCAUCAAGGGUCAUUACUUGAUCUCUGUACCAGUAUAGUAUAUUAAUUACCGGUAAUGAUUAAUUAUUCCUAUUAAUUAUACGCAGUUCUUAUAAUCAAUACGAAUAAUUAAUUCGUUUUACGCUGAUUGUCAUUAGCCAAUUGACGCGAGCAAAGUUGAUAAGCGAACAAAAAGAAGGGAAAGAACAUUUUAUAGUGAUACGUCAUUAUGAUUCUAUUGAUCAUUAUUAUUAUUGAUAUUAUUAUGGAUGAUAUUAUUACUAUUAUUGAUUAGUUAAAAUAUUGUCGUUUACAGCCGAAUGGGCGAAAGUCAUAGCGAGAAGUGUUUUCCACUUUCCAAGAUAUUUGUUUAUAGUAAGCUCUUAAGAUUAACGAGGACAACCGGGACCGAUUUAGGCCGGGAUGUAUGUACAUAUUAAUAUUACAAUUAAUGCGUAUGCGUUCACCCGCUCGGCGGUUUUCGCCGGCACGUAGAUGACGUUCUGAUUUUCUCUCCUUUGGCUGGUCACUUACCGCGAGUGUUGUAAAUUAUAUUUAAAUAGCGUUUUUAAUUGUCUGCGAUCGCGGAGGGCCGUACCGUAAGAGCACCUCUUCGGGUGCACGGCGGACCAAAGAAAGGCCCUUUCAUUCGGACGUGAAGAGCCCGCCUUAUUCCUAGGGUCGUUACGACUCGCACGACCGGCCCGUCGAAAUUAUUUUCCGUCGACGUUAAAAGUCGCGCGAAAUCCUUUCCGAACGUUGUAACACCGAGCAGCAUCCUUUCGAAUCAAAGGCUGAUUAAAUUAACUUAUUUAAGUAUUUUUUAUUAUACGCUGCAUCACGCGUCAGCUGCCAUUAGCGGAACUUUUUUUCUUUUUUUUCUUUUUUUCUUAAUCUUCCCGAGAGCCUUCUUCCUUUCGUUGUCGAACGAUAAGACGGUCUCUUUUGGACGACGCGCGGUUAGGGCAGAUCGAGUCUUAGCUUCCGUUUUUAACGAGGGGAACCUCUUUUAUUACAACUUUUUAUAUCUAUCGUUUCUUGUAGCCCUCCGUCUACGGUAUCGUUCUCGUGAAACGCACUCUCGUCCUGACGAUGUUUUCCUUAAUGUAUUCUUUUCUUUUUCCUCAUUUCGAACGUCCGACGAUGUUCCCAACAUUAAUUCCAAGCACAAGGCAGACGGACCGACUGCGUUAGGUGCGAAAUACUAUUUUUCUACGAGCUUGAGGGAACGCGUAUUUUAGACAUCAAUGUGCAAGAUUCCGAUCCUAUACGUAGCGAUCGCAUGCGAAACUCUACUGGCCGGCGAUGUUCACGUAUCGAAUAUUAUAUUGCGAGAGAGAUGACACGUUGAUUAACGAGAGAAAGAGAUGCAGAUAUUCUGUAUUUUAUUAUCAGGACCUCGAACUCGGAGCUAGGUGAAUUACUUUUUAAAUAAGACGAGCAGGUACCGCGCAAUCUUCGAGGUCGAUUCAAACAGUGUUUUACCCAGCUCUGCUCGGAAUCAUAGAGUAUUUCUUAUAGUAUUAUUCUAAAAAAAAAAAGUAAAUAAAAAAAAUAAAAAUGGCCAAGAGUUUUCACAUUCGUGUUAUGUUAAAUAAUAAGAGAAUGUGUCUUUUUUUUUUAUUCGGAAUUACUUUGUACAUCUCUUCUCAUCCAUCGCAUACCGAUUUUUCCGAUAUGACAGGAAGUCUUCUUACUAUCGAGGUGCGAAUCUAAUCAUGGAUGCAUUGACAUUAAUUUCAUAUACCAGUUUACCCUGAAAAUGGGGGGAGUAAAGGGGCAUCGGGAUUCGCGAGAGGAAGAGCCACCCGAGUUGCUGUAAUCUGAGUUAUCUUUUUGCGAGAGAGUCGUGUGGAAAUGUACAAUAUAAUGCAAUGUGAUUAUUAAAAACGGAUUGCGUGGUAUAUCAGACAUGUAAGAGAGAAAGAGUGGGAGAGCACGUGGGAAGAAAGAAAGCACCUGUGUAAAUAUAUUAAUACUAUACAUGAACGAUAUAAUUAUAAACUGAAACAAAUGGUAAAGCGAAUAAAAAAUACUUGUUUUUAUAUCAGAUCUGUAUUAUAGGGAAAUAUUAUUCUGUAUUUUGUAUCUCGGGACGGAAUCGGUAAAUUCGGCGUGUAUGUUAAAAAGCGCGCAAAUGCCACCGUGAUUUUAAAAAUCCACAGCUAAGGGGAGUUUUAUCGGAACAGGUAUUUCAAUGAGGAUAGUAUUUACGAACUGCGCUGCGUGAAUUUUCAAGUUCUUGUAUUAGAACAAGAGAGCGCUUGGCCCCAUUUAUAGUUACACGACCUUUCUUUUCCUUUUUCGUUUACACCUUAACUGAAUCGACGUAACGAAGCGAUCUUCUUGAGACGCUCGUUCCUUUUUUAUUUUUAUUAUUUUUUUUUUUUUAACACUAUUAACUAAGUCUCAAUUGUAUCUAACCAUUACUAUUCAGGAUAUAGAUCACGCAUGUCAACCAUCUUUCACUGCCACUGUGUUCGAUCAAUACAUUGUUGUCAAUAAGUCAAUAAUCUGCUUUCGAAUCGAAUAUAUCCUUAUGUACGAAUAAUAUCAGCACAUAUUAUCAUCGCUUCCAACUCACUGCCACUCGAUUCGAAUAGCCGUGGUAGUUUUUUUGUUUCCUCAGGAAGUCGAGUUAACGAGUGAUUUUCAGACCCUUAACACCUCGAGGUGGGCGUCGAAAAAAAGAUCGCUUCGAUCAACCGUCCGUCCCGAAAGGACUUAGAGGAUCCAGUAAAAAUUAUCUACCCCGACUAGAAUGGGGCCAAACUCUCGUUAAUUAGUCGAAUAAAUCGCUUGCGUGCGUGACUUGUAAAGACGAAGUUUCCCUCAUGAUUUGCUGCCAGGCUUCUACUAUCCUUACGCGCUUAGGCUUCGUUUCCGUUUCUCGUAGUAACGCGGUGCACUAUAUACUCUAUCACUUGUACAUAAUGUUAGAAAA